GGCGGGCAGAAGAACUCGUGAAGAUUUUCGUGUGAAUCACAAAUUGUCUGGUAGCGGUGGAGUCGCCUCACAGUCCAGCCUCUCUGAAGUAUCUGUGUGAAUCUCGCACCAGCUUGCUAGCUUAGUCCAGCAUCGUUUAUCGCAUCCGAGAAUCUCAACUCUGCUAUCCGGUCCGAGCCUGCUAGACUCAUUCGACUCGCCUGCAUCUCUUCCUACGGAUAACCAGGGGUACUGCGCGCAGGAAUGUAAAUAGCCCGCUGUCAUCUAUCACAGAAGUGAAGCUUUGGUAUGGAACUUAGUACGUUCAUCGCAUGCAAAGGGCGUGAGUGACUGACUGACUGACUGAGAGACUGAGUGAGUGUGAGAGUGAGCGAACGGGGGAUGAACCAAAUGAACAACAAGCCGUACCAGUCCCUGUCCAGGGCUCGACCCGACAUGGAGCUGUGCUACUCCAGCUCGUCGGAGGAGAGUGAGGAGGGCGGCGGCCGCCCCAACCACUUGCAGCAGCAGCAGCAGCAGCCCUACGGCCACACGCACAGCAGUGGCCAGUACAGCCACGACCGCAGGCUGGCCUACAACAGCCACCGCAUCAAGAGGAAAAGCAGCCCUCAGCCCUGCACAGAUGAAGACUUUCUCCACGCGCCCUCUUCCCAGCACUCGUAUGCCGGCGGCGUGUCCGUGGGCGCUGGCUCCGACCCGGACACUGAGCCCGAGGGCCCGGCAUCUCCGGACCACGCGCUGCACCUGUGGAUGCAGGAAGUGAAGUCAGAGCGCGGCGGCGGCUCCGCCCUCUCCAGCCGAGCCAACUCUAUUCUGUCCCUCACGGACACCGAGCAGGAGAGGAAGUCGGACGUGGACAACGACCUUGCAAACAGUCCCGGGGCACAGUUCACGUUCAAGCCCCUGCCGCCACCGCCUCCGCCCCCGCACGCCUGCACGUGUGCCCGCCCGGUGCCCCCGCCGUCCACCGAGGGCCCGCAGCGGAACACCCUGCCCUCGCGCUGCCAGCCGCUCGACCUGGCCAGCAAGACGGCCGAGGAGCUGGGCCAGCCACAGAACAGCUGGGCUCUCAACAGCAACAUCCCUCUGGAGACCAGUGCCGCGGCCGGCGUCUUGAACAGGAGCGCGGAGUGGAGGGUGGAGUCACCUGCUGUGGUGCACUAUUGCGGUCUGGAGGGACUCGACAAAACACACUUCCUCUUCAAGCACGGCUCGGCAUCGUCCACCCUCUUCCGUGCGGCCAAUCAGAACUACCCGCUCACGUCCAACACGGUGUACUCGCCGCCCCCGCGGCCCCUGCCCAGGACCACGCUCUCGCGGCCGCUCUUCUCCUUCAGCAAGCCGUACCGCUGCUGCAACUGGAAGUGCACGGCGCUCAGCGCGUCUGCUAUCACCGUCACCCUGGCCCUGCUGCUCACCUACGUCGUCGUAGUGCACCUGUUUGGUCUGACGUGGCACCUGCAGUCAGCGGACGCCCCCCUGUAUGAGAACGGCCUGAGUAAAGCAGACGGAGUUGAGGACAGACUGAGUAUCAGCUUCCCCCCGUUUCCCCCUGCCGGAGUCAAUGCCACAGGCAGAGAUAAAGAGGUGUUCCAGAGGGGCCGUGCCAUAGACCGAGGUGAAGUGGACAUCGGCAUGCAGUUGAUGCAGACCAUCCCUCCUGGCCUGUUCUGGAGGUUCCACAUUAAGAUCCACCAUCCCGAGUACGUGCGCUUCAAUGUGUCCCUCGCCAGCGACGCUCUCCUGGGCAUCUACGGCAGGAGGAACAUUCCUCCCACUCACACACAGUUUGACUUUGUGAAACUGCUGGAUGGCAGACAGCUGAUCCAGAAGGAGCCCAGGACAUCAGAGGACCCGCGGCCGCCUCUUCAGAACCUGUUCCUGGCCACGCUGCAGGCGACAGGCUUUGUGGAGUACCUGGACGCCGGGACCUGGUACCUGGCCUUCUACAAUGAUGGGCGCAAGAUGGAACAGGUGCUCGUCUUCACCACCUCCAUAGAAACAAUGGAUGGCUGUGACACUAACUGCAAUGGGAACGGGGAGUGUGUUGCUGGCCACUGUCACUGCUUCACUGGUUUCCUGGGACCAGACUGCUCUAAAGACUCCUGCCCGGUGCUGUGCAGUGGGAAUGGGGACUAUGAGAAGGGCCACUGCGAGUGCCAUUCGGGCUGGAAGGGUGCGGAGUGCGACGUGCAGGAAGACCAGUGCAUUGACCCCACCUGCUCCAACCACGGCGAGUGUGUCAGCGGCAAGUGCCUGUGUGCGCCAGCCUUCAAGGGCAACAACUGUGAACAAGUUGACUGUGAGGAUCCGCUGUGCUCAGGGCAUGGUGUGUGUGUAGGCGGCGACUGUUUGUGCUCCUCUGGCUGGGGGGGAGUGAACUGCGACAGCCCGCUCCCCUCGUGCCAGGAACAGUGCUCAGGCCACGGCACUUACCAGCCGGACCCCGGCGAGUGUGUGUGUGAGCCAGGAUGGACUGGAACCGACUGUGCUACAGAGGAGUGCUCCCCGCCCUGCAGCCCUCACAGCGUGUGUGUUGGCAGGCGGUGCCAAUGUGAGGAGGGGUGGGAGGGUCCUGCCUGUGACAGACAGGCGUGUCACCCAGUGUGUGAGGAACACGGAGAGUGUAAGGAUGGCAGGUGUCUGUGCCACCCAGGCUGGGAAGGUGAACAUUGCACCAUCGCACUUUACCUGGAUGUUGUUGUUAAAGAUGGGUGUCCGGGCCUGUGCAAUGGAAAUGGCCGCUGCACACUGGAGCAGAGCGGCUGGAUUUGUGUCUGCCAGCCCGGCUGGAGCGGCACUGGCUGCAACAUCGUCAUGGAAACGGAGUGCAGUGACAACACAGACAACGAUGGAGAUGGCCUGGUGGACUGUGUGGAUCCGGACUGCUGCCAGCAGCAGGGAUGUGAGAGUGGACCGCUGUGCCAGGGCGCGCCGGACCCCCUGGACCUGGUCCAGCACAACCCCGCGCCCUUCGUGCCUCGUCCGGCCCAGCCUUUCUUCCAGCACGUCCGCUUCCUGGUGGGCAGGGGCAGCACACACAUCCUGCCUGGCGACGUGCCGUACGACACCAGUCGAGUGUGUGUGAUCCGUGGGCAGGUGGGUGCUGCGGACGGAACAGCUCUGGUGGGGGUCAACAUCACCUUCCAGAGGAAUCCAGAUUACGGCUACACCCUCAGCCGCCAGGAUGGCAGUUUCGACCUCCUGUCGGUGGGCGGUAUCUCCGUCACCCUGGUGUUCCAGCGGGCUCCGUUCCUGCCCCAGCGCCGCACCGUCUGGCUGCCGUGGAACCAGUUUGUGGUUCUGGAACGCGUGGUGAUGGACCGGGUCGAGCCCAAAGCGCCGGCAACGUGUGAGAGGAUGGGCCUGGCCGGCCCAUAUCCCAUCGUCCUUUCCUCACCACUUACGCGCUUCGCCGGUACAUGUGAGGAGAGAGGACCAGCAGUCCCUGAGCUCCAGGCGGUGCAGGAGGAGGUGUACAUCCCUGGCAGCUUCGUGAAGCUGAGCUACCUGAGCACGCGGGCGCCAGGCUACCGGUCACUGCUGCGGGUGCUGCUCACGCCGGCCAGUCUCCCCCAAGGCCUGGCCAAGGUGCACGUGUCCACGGCCGUGCAGGGACGCCUGCUCCAGAAGUGGUUCCCGGCAGCGCCCAACCUGGUCUAUGUGCUCCCCUGGAACAAGACCAACGUCUACGGCCAGCAGGUCACCGGCCUGGUGCAGGCACAGGUGUCCGUGGGAUAUGAAUAUGAAGAGUGUCCAGACUUCAUUGUUUGGGAGAGGAGAUCGGCGCAGCUGCAGGGCUUUGAGAUGAUCGCCUCCAAUCUAGGUGGCUGGUCUCUGGACAAGCAUCACAUCCUUAACCUGGAGAGCGGCAUCCUGCACAAAGGCAACGGGGAGAACAUCUUCAUCUCGGAGCAGCCGCCGGUCAUCUCCACGGUGAUGGGGACGGGCGUGGUGCGGGCGAUCCCGUGCCCCAGUUGCAGCGGUCCAGCCGCUGGACGCAAGCUCUUCGCGCCUGUGGCACUGGCCUGUGGCUCCGACGGUAGCAUCUACGUGGGCGACUUCAACUUCAUCCGCAGGAUUCUGCCCAGUGGCUUCACAAUCAGCAUCCUGGAGCUACGGAACCGGGACAUCAGGCACAGCACCAGUCCAGCUCAUAAAUACUACUUGGCGAUGGACCCGGUGAGUGAGGUGCUGUACGUGUCGGACACCAGCAGCCGGCGGGUCUACCGGCUGCGCACCCUCACCGAGCCCCGGGACCUGGCCCGCAACGUGGAGGUGGUGGCGGGCACGGGCGAGCAGUGCACCCCCUUUCAUCAGAACUUCUGCGGAGACGGCGCCAAAGCCACAGACGCCUCACUCAACAACCCCAGAGGCAUCACAGUGGACAAGCACGGCCUCAUCUAUUUUGUGGACGGCACGACCAUUCGGAAGAUCAACGAGAAAGGCGUGAUAACGACGGUGAUCGGCUCCAAUGGCCUGACGUCAACGCAGCCCCUGAGCUGCGACUCACACAUGGACAUCAGUCAGGUGCGACUCGAGUGGCCCACGGAUCUGUCCGUCAGCCCGCUGGACAACUCCCUCUACAUCCUCGACAACAACAUUGUCCUGCAGGUGACCGAGUCCAACCAGGUGAGGGUGGUUGCCGGGCGACCCAUCCACUGCCAGGUCCCGGGCGUCGACCACCUGCUGCUGGUGAGCAAGGCGGCCGUCCACUCGGCUCUGGAGGGCGCCAAGGCAAUCGCCGUGUCGCACCAGGGGACCCUGUUCAUCGCCGAGACGGACGAGCGGAAGACCAGCCGCGUGCAGCAGGUCACCACCAACGGCGAGAUUUCCAUCAUCGCCGGCACGCCCAGCGAGUGCGACUGCAAGAUUGACCCCAGCUGUGACUGUUUCUCUGGUGAUGGCGGCUACGCCCGUGACGCCAAGCUGAAGUCGCCGUCCGCCCUGGCCGUCUCCCCCAACGGCACGCUCUACAUCGCCGACCUGGGCAACGUGCGCAUCCGCGCCAUCUCCAGCAACCGGCCGCGCCUCAACCGGCAGCGGCAGUACGAGAUCAGCUCGGUGGUGGACCAGGAGCUCUACCUGUUCAGCGCCAACGGCACGCACCUGCACACGCGCAGCCUGAUCACCGGCGACUACCUGUACAACUUCACCUACACGCCCGAGGGCCACCUGGCGGCGGUGGCGUCCAGCGACGGGGGCGCGGUCCACGUGCGGCGCGACGCCAACGGCGUCCCCCUCUGGCUGCUGGUGCCCGGCGGGCAGGUGUACUGGCUGACGCUCAGCAGCACGGGCUCCACACUCAAGCGCGUCUCGGCGCUGGCCCACGACCUGGCCCAGAUCAGUUACUACGGCAACACCGGCCUCCUCGCCACCGUGAGCAACGAGAAUGCCUGGACAACGGUGUACGAGUAUAACAGUGAAGGCCACCUCAUCAAUGUCACCUUGCCAACGGGUGAGGUCAGUAGUUUCCAUGGUAACAUGGAGAAGUCGGUCAAGGUGGAGGCUGACACAUCAAGCGGCGAAAACUUCAUCACUGCAACCAACUACUCUGCGGCCAAUACCAUAUACAUGCUUCGUCAAGCUCACGCUCAGAAUAUCUACCGCAUCAGCUCCGACGGUUCUCUCUGGGUGACGUUCUCCAGCGGGAUGGAGGUGACUCUGACCACGGAACCCCACGUUCCGUCUGACUCGGCCUCAGGGGCAUCGGCGGGCAUCGUCCACCCGACCGUCGGCCGCUGUAACAUCACACUGCCCGGGGAGCACAGCCACAGCCUGAUAGAGUGGCGCCAGAGACGCGAGCAGGCCAAGGGCAACUACACGGCCUACGAACGCCGCCUGCGGGCUCACAACAGAAACGUGUUGUCCAUCGACUUCAACCAAGCCACGCGUGUUGGCAAGAUUUACGACGACCACCGCAAGUUUACCCUCCGGGUUCAGUAUGACCAGCUGGGUCGGCCCGUGCUCUGGUCCCCAAGCAAAUACAACGAGGUGAACGUGUCCUACUCUCCAGCCGGACUGGUCAGCAGCAUACAACGGGGCAACUGGACCGAGAAACGAGACUACGACAGCGGAAAACUCAUCUCCAGAACCUGGACCAACGGCAAGAGCUGGAGCUACACUUACCUGGAGAAGUCGGUGAUGUUGCUACUGCACAGCCAGAGGCGCUACACGUUUGAAUACGACCAGACAGACUACCUGCUCUCGGUCACCAUGCCCAGCAUGGUGCGGCACAGCCUUCAGUCCACACUGUCCGUGGCCUACUACCGGAACACCUACACCCCGCCGGACACCCCCUCCUCCGCCCUCAUCCAGGACUACGCCCAUGACGGUCGCCUCCUGCAGACACUUCACCUGGGCACAGGCCGACGCACGAUCUACAGGUACAACCGCAUGUCCCACCUGGCCGAGGUGCUGUACGACUCCACGCUGGUCACCUUCACCUAUGACGAGGCGGCCGGCGCCAUAAAGACCAUCCACCUGAUGCAGGACGGCUUCAUCUGCUCCAUCCGCUAUAAACAGACAGGCCCACUGGUUGGAAGGCAGAUUUUCAGAUUCAGUGAGGAGGGGCUGGUGAACGCUCGGUUCGACUACAGCUACAACAACUUCCGGGUCACCAGCAUGCAGGCCAUGAUCAACGAGACGCCGCUGCCCAUCGACCUGUACCGCUACGUGGACGUGUCCGGCCGCAUCGAGCAGUUUGGCAAGUUCAGCGUCAUCAACUACGACCUGAACCAGGUGAUCACCACCCACGCCAUGAAGCACACCAAGAUCUCCAACGCCAACGGACUGGUCAUCGAGGUGCAGUACGAGAUUCUGAAGGCCAUAUCCUACUGGAUGACCAUCCAGUACGACAGCAUGGGCCGCGUCACCGUGUGCGACAUCCGCAUCGGAGUGGACAGCAAUAUCACACGCUACUCUUACGAGUACGACGCGGACGGGCAGCUUCAGGCGGUGUCUGUGAACGAACGGCCCCAGUGGCGCUACAGCUAUGACCUCAACGGCAACAUCAACCUUCUGAGCCACGGCAACAGCGCACGCCUGACGCCGCUGCGCUACGACCUGCGCGACCGCAUCACGCGCCUGGGCGAGAUCCAGUACCGCGUGGACGAAGACGGCUUCCUGCGCCAGCGCGGCUCCGUGCUCUUCGACUACGGCUCCAAUGGCCUGCUAAGACGCGCUCUGGACCGCGACACGCAGCGCAGCGUCUCCUUCCGCUAUGACGGACUCGGGCGGCGCGUGGCGCAGCGCACCAGCGACGGUCAGCAGCUGCAGUUCUUCUACGCUGACCUCAUGGAGCCCACACGUGUCACGCACCUCUACAACCUGACGGGUGCGCAGAUCACCUCGCUCUACUACGACCUGCAGGGCCACCUCAUCGCCAUGGAGAUGAGCAGUGGCGAGGAGUUCUACGUGGCGUGCGACAACGCCGGCACGCCGCUGGCAGUUUUCAGUAGCCGCGGCCGCGUGAUCAAGGAGGUGCGCUACACGCCGUAUGGCGACAUCUACCACGACUCCAACCCCACUUUCCCGCUGGUGCUGGGCUUCCAGGGUGGACUGUACGACUCGCUGUCGCGCCUUGUGCACCUGGGACACCGCGACUACGACGUGGUGGCCGGACGCUGGACCACACCCAACCACCAGCUGUGGAGGGAGCUGAGCAUUGAGCCCAAACCCUUUAACCUCUACGCCUUCAACAAUAACUACCCCCUGGGCAAACUCCAGGACGUCACCAGGUUCACCACAGAUGUGAGCAGCUGGCUGCAGCUCUUUGGCUUCCAGCUGCACAACGUGGUUCCUGGUUUCCCUAAACCAGAGGUGGACAGCAUGGAACAAACAUAUGAGAUGAUGACAACCCAGAGAAGGACAAGGGAGUGGGAUCCCAGCAAGGUGGUUUUGGGUAUUCAAUGUGAGCUGCAGAAACACCUGCGUAACUUCAUCUCCCUGGACCGCCUCCCCAUGAGCCCGGCCAAUGGCAGGCUGAAGGGUCGUCAGGGCCGCCGCCCCCGUUUCUCCGCCCUCUCCUCCAUCUUCGGCAAGGGCGUGAAGUUUGCCGUCCGUGAUGGAGUGGUCUCCACGGAGAUCAUCGGCGUGGCCAGCGAGGACAGCCGGCGCAUGGCAGCAGUGCUCAACGGCGCUGUCCACUUGAGCGGCGUACACUUCACAGUGGACGGCCGCGACACGCACUACUUCACCAAGGCCGGGCCCCUGGAGGCCGACCUGGGCGUGGUCGGGGGAGCCGGCGGGAUUGGCACGUCGUCGACGGGACAAGGCGGUGCCCGCGUUCUCGAGAACGGCGUCAACGUGUCCGUCUCCCAGAUGAGCGCAGUGCUGGCGGGGCGCACGCGCCGCUUCGCCGACAUCCAGCUGCAGCAAGCCGCGCUGGGCUUCAACGUGCGCUACGGCGCCACGCCAGACGAGGAGCGCGCCCGUCUCCUGGAGAGCGCCCGGCAGCGGGCGGUGCAGGCAGCGUGGCUCAAGGAACAGCGGCGCGUCCAGGAAGGGGACGGCGGCUCGAGAGCCUGGACGGACGCCGAGCGCCGGGAGCUGCUGUCCGAGGGAAAGGUCAGCGGCUACGAUGGGCUCUACGCGCUGCCCGUCGAUCAGCACCCUGAACUGGCCGACAGCCCACACAACAUCCACUUCCUGCGCCACACCGACACUAGCCGCAGGUAACAGUGGUACCAAAGACACACUUGCUUAGAGUGCGUACGCAGACACACACACACACACGCACACACACACUUCAUUUUGACACAUCACAACGUUUCUCUAAGGCUUUUUUCUAAAACUAAGACUGAAACAUAACUGCCUUUAAAUGUGACAUAUGAUGGUAUUUUAUUUUCGCUAGUGUACUAUACUGUUUUUUAAUUGUUUUUAGUUUGCCCAAAAAUUAGGGUUACUUUAAAUGGCGUGUAUGAUUUCCAAGUGGCUUUUUCUUCUUCUCUGAGGACUGUGAUUCCCAGUUGAAAUGUAUCUUUAUUGUAUGUUUGUUUGUUUGUUUGUUUGUUUGUUUGUUUUUACACCACUCUUGAAGAUGCUGUCCAUUAUUUAAGAGAGUUUUACAUCUGAAUGGCUUUGAAGGGUUAUAAUGGUGCGUAAUCUGGGCCCCAUAUUACUCCAAUUAAGUGACUCCUCGGUGCAUUCAGUGGUACCAAAUUAGAAAUUGUGUGCAGGUGUGUAUGUGAGAGAGAAAGUGUGAGAGAGAGUGUGUGUGUUAGCGUGUGUAUGAUUGUGUAUAUUUACAUGUGUGUAUGUGUGGGGGUUGUACUUUAGGGACACAGGGAAUUGUAUAUAGCAAGUGCUUUAGCAAGAACAAGUGCUGUCACAGAUGCUGUAAUGUACUGUAUAUGUUAAUCUUGUGAAUAGAGCUAAUUUGUUGGAUUGAAAAUGAAAUUGCUGAAAUAUGUACAGUCUACUUUUAUAUGAGCUUAUAUCAUCUUAAAGAUACAAAGCAUAAUUAGGGUUGAACCGGUGCCUUUCAGCUCGUUAAAAGCGAUCAAGAGUGUGAAAAUAUUAUUACAGCCAACAUUUCGUAUUUCACUUCUGUUUGGGAAGACCGUGCAGAAGCCAAUGGCAUGUGGCAUUAAGUACUUCUGAGUGAACUAAAUGAAAUUGUUAUUUCGUUGUUAUAAGAUAGGAUUUUAUACUGAAGCAGUAGAUAUAUUAUUGUAACAUGGACAGUUGGAAGUUCAAAAAAAGAAAAUACUCAAAAAUACUAAACGUCGUCCUUUAACACGUCAACAUCUCUAGACUACUUUGGUGGUUGCCAGCUUUGGGGGUUCAAAUGAGCAACUUUUCAGCUAUACAGAAAUAGAUGAAGUAAAACA
Molecule: messenger RNA, 9833 nt
Organism: Alosa sapidissima (American shad)
Lineage: Eukaryota; Metazoa; Chordata; Actinopteri; Clupeiformes; Clupeidae
Gene: tenm1
Product: teneurin transmembrane protein 1
Exons: 34
Coding region: 382-8679 (2765 amino acids)
Biological process (GO): heterophilic cell-cell adhesion; signal transduction; neuron development
Cellular component (GO): membrane; neuron projection
Molecular function (GO): protein homodimerization activity; cell adhesion molecule binding; protein heterodimerization activity
Source: RefSeq, a predicted model, not a curated record